UGUGUGUGCUCAGGGGGUUACUUUGCCAUCUGCGAUCACCGCGCUCAUGUGUUUGUGUGUUCAGCCUUAUGCACACACAAUAAACUUUUUUUUUACCGGACACCAGAUAGAAUUUCAAAGACACCUGCACCGAAAACAAUAAUAUCCGGAACAUUUCUUCCGGACAUAAUCCUGAACUGCUCUGGAGGUCAUUUUCCGUUUGUGGCUUUUAGUGCCCUUUUCAACGAUUUCUGUUUCAGUCGAAACAGGAGCUCGGAAACAUGUUGAGGAGAGGAGGUCUUUCUUUUGAAAGGUUCCCGAAGUUGGGACGCCAAUGAUGCGCGAUGCAAGAGGAACACAUACCCUGGGCAUCACUGAACUCAUCUAGAGGACCACAUCUCAUCUCCUCCCCCAUCUUAACUCUACUGACCUCCUCCCCCCUAACUCCCUCCUCCAUCCCAGUUUAAGACUCCCCCCUCCUUAACUCUACUGACCCCCCCCCACCUCCCUCCUCCAUCCCAGUUAAAGACUCCCCCCUCAUUAACUCUACCUGUGAGAAGAAAGCUAGUGGGCGGGCCCACUGUAUGAUUCCAUUGCCCACUUCUUAACACCUGUGAAACACUGACCAAUCACCAUGCAGACAUCAUCUCUCCGCCGCCAGGUGAAGAACAUGGUCAACCAAUACUCAGAGGCAGAGGUCAAGGUCCGCGAGGCGACCUCCAACGACCCGUGGGGCCCCCCCUCCUCUCUGAUGUCAGAGAUCGCUGACCUGACCUUCAACGUGGUGGCGUUCACUGAGGUCAUGGGUAUGAUCUGGAAACGCCUCAACGACAGCGGGAAGAACUGGAGACACGUCUACAAGGCCCUGACUCUACUCGACUACCUGAUCAAAACGGGCUCGGAACGUGUGGCGCAGCAGUGCAGGGAGAACGUCUACACCAUACAGACCCUACGGGACUUCCAGUUCACAGACAGGGAUGGCAGGGACCAGGGGGUGAAUGUUAGGGAGAAGGCCAAGCAGCUGGUGGCCCUGAUGAGGGAUGAGGAGAGGCUGAAACAGGAGAGGACCCUGGCCCUGAAGACCAAGGAGAGGAUGGCUGGAGCAGCUGCAGGGUCAGGGAUGGGCUCUAGUUCUCUACCUCCACCCUACCCAGGCCGCCGUAGCAGCCAGCCCAGCAUGACUGCUCUCUAUGGGGAGGACUUCAGCCGGUCCAGGGAGGCCCAUUCCUCUUUCAACUCCACCUCUUCCUCUCCUCGCCGUGCUGCAUCAGACAUGGAGCAGGCCCGCCCGCAGACCAGCGGGGAGGAGGAGCUACAACUGCAGCUGGCUCUGGCCAUGAGCCGAGAGGAGAGUGAAAAGCCUGCUCCCCCGGUGGACAUUGAUGAACAGACUCAGCUCCAGAUCGCCCUGAGCCUCAGCAAGGAGGAAGCUCAGAAGCCGGCCUCGCCUCCUCCGGUUGCCUUGGAUAUGGAUGAAGAGAGACAGCUCCAGAUCGCCCUGAGCCUGAGCAAAGAGGAGCACCAGCAGGAGCAACGGAGUCGCCAAGGAGACGAGUCGUUGCUCCAAAAAGCUCUGGAGGAGAGUAAACGAGAGGCGGCGUCUGGUGGAAUUGGGUCUGCCAUGAUGGAUCUGGUGGAGGUGUUUGCUGUGUCGUCUGAGGUGCCUCCUACUGCUAGUGCCAACUCCUGGAGUCUGCCAGGGGGGAACGUCCGCACCCCUCUCCACCACCCCCUCCCCCAGGCCCAGGCUGCUGCUGGAGCAGCCUCCGACCCCUGGGACUCACUGGUAGAGGCUCGCUCCACCCCCGUUGGGAGAGAGUCUCCCUGGAUGGUUCCUCCCACCUCCGGUAGCCCCGCCCCUUCUUGGCAGCGUAGCCGGUCCCCUCCGGACCCCUGGGAGACCCCGGGGGUAGUAGACCCAUUCUCUAUCCCAGAUGCUCUUCGAACUGGCAGCCCUACAGAUGGUGACUUGUUUGACGAGGCGAUGGACGGAGGUCAUUUCAGCCUGAACAGCCGAGGUGAGGGUGAGGGCAGCCCGGAACUGUUUGACCUGUCCCGUAUAGGGGACAGUCUGGGGGUCCCCAGCCCUCGGACAUGCCGGACCCCUGAAUCCUUCCUGGGGCCCACAGGGGCCUCCCUGGUCAAUCUGGACAGCCUGAUACCAGCCAACCCCCCAGCCAAGACCAAGAACCCCUUUCUCUCAGGUCUGAGUACUCCAUCUCCCCUCAACCCGUUCCAGAGUGAACAGCCUCGUCUCACUCUGAAUCAGAUGCGUCCCAGCUCCACGUCCCCCGUCCCCCCCUCCGGUCCUCCCUCCCUGCCCUACAGUGCUUCUCUGCCCCUGCCCGCCAGCCACCAGCCGGCCAGCCUGCCCUCCUCCCUCACCCAGCCCACCCAUGGAGCCCUGGACAUACCUGGGCUACCACAGCCCCUGUUACCUCUUUCCUCCAUCUCGUCUCUGGGAGAGCAGCACAGUCAGAAUCCCUUCCUGUGAUGUCUGUCCAGCUGAACUGAAACCGCUAAGAUGGAAGAUAGACCAACACCAACUUCUGCCAUGCGCAGUAGAUCACCUGCUGGGUGUCCACGAGCGGUCACCUGCUGGGUGUCCACGAGCGGUCACCUGCUGGGUGUCCACGAAUCGUCGAGAAAUUUAUAGAAAAUGACGGUCGAUUUUUUUUGUUUUUGUAGUCAGAUGUGACAGGACGCCCACCCAGCUGUCGCACGGUCGGCAUUCAUGUUGGUCUGUCUGUCCUCUAUCUCUGGUGGAUGGAACAGAGGAAAUAGGAAUGACUCUUAUUAGGUUAUUUUCUGUCAAUCUAACCUCAAGACUCAACAACAGGAAUUCAGACAGAACUGAUAUCCCCGUAAGUUGUUAUUUUGUUGUUGUUUUUCUAUGGGCUAUAGUACUGUAACCCUUCGACUGCUUCCUCUGCUACCAUCUGCUCCACCACAACCUGUCCUUGUUACUCCUCUCUGCUGAAGGGAGUGAUGGAGGCUACUGCCUCUACUAUGAUCUGCUCCACCACAACCUGUCCUUGUUACUCCUCUCUGCUGAAGAGAGUGAUGGAGGCUACUGCCUCUGCUACGAUCUGCUCCACCACAACCUGUCCUGUUAC
Oncorhynchus masou masou (cherry salmon) is the source of this 3095-nucleotide messenger RNA. RefSeq names its product epsin 3a (gene epn3a). Gene Ontology annotation, cellular component: endosome; plasma membrane; clathrin vesicle coat. Bases 614 to 2473 code for a protein of 619 amino acids. The transcript is spliced from 14 exons. NCBI's taxonomy places the organism in Eukaryota, Metazoa, Chordata, Actinopteri, Salmoniformes, Salmonidae. Gene Ontology annotation, molecular function: phospholipid binding; clathrin binding. Gene Ontology annotation, biological process: endocytosis. The record is from RefSeq and is a predicted model, not a curated record.